CUGACGCUAUGAUUGCUGGCGCGCAUGCGCGGUGACAUUCCGGGAUCUCCGGCUUGGCGUUCUGUGUGGGAAGUGGAAAGAGACAAGUCCCAGGCCCCGCUCCUUCCUGCUCUCGCCUCCCUAUUCUCCUCCUGAUAUGGGUGACAAGGAGUUCAUGUGGGCCCUUAAGAAUGGAGACCUGGACGAGGUGAAAGAAUUCGUACUUGGGGGUGUGGAUAUAAACCGGACGCUGGAAGGUGGAAGGAAACCUCUGCACUACGCAGCAGACUGUGGGCAGGAUGAGAUUGUGGAAUUCCUUCUGGCUAAAGGAGCCAACAUCAAUGCUGCAGAUAAACAUGGCAUCACCCCACUUCUAUCUGCCUGCUAUGAGGGCCAUCGCAAAUGUGUCGAAUUGCUUGUAUCUAAGGGAGCCGACAAGAACGUGAAAGGCCCAGACGGACUGAAUGCCUUCGAAGCUACAGACAACCAGGCUAUCAAAGAUUUACUCCAUUGAUGCCGAGCGUCCUCCGACUUGCCUCUCGUGUGGUCCCCCCGCUGCUGCCUGUCUUUCUUUCUUUUAUCCGCCAAUUUCUUCAUCUCCUCUUCUUCUGUAAAUUGGAAGAUGUCCACUAAAAACCUGAGCCCUGUCCGAUCCAAUCGGGGAGCUCAUUUAGGGGCUCUACGGAAGCCGCUAGCUGAUUGGACUCUGUACAAGAACCUUAAGGACCUAAGAAGCUCUUGCUUUUCCCUGUAGGCCGAGGGCACCCGUCUCCCACCCGCACAAGGGAGAAUGCAAACCAUUGCUGAACAUAGUUGCAUGUCCUCUGCUUGCGUUUCGCUUAAGCCUAUCGGCGCAGAGGGACGGAAAGCAGAGUCGUAAUGAUCGGCUUAUUGGAUAUCAGCUUUUUUAAUAGUGCCCCGCAUCCUUUCGAAAACGUUAAUUUGGGCAGGAGGAACCGCAUUACCUGAGGUCACCUACCUGACUGGUCAUCACCUAGCGCAGAAUUUCGACCCCCUCCACCAUUAGCACAGGCUGGAUAGUUUCCCUUGAAAUUACAUUUUUGUAAAAGGAUUUUUUAAAAAAUGUAGAGAGCAGCUUCUACUGAUUCUCAAUAACCCUCUUUUGUAUUGCACUGUAAAACAGAAAACUGUAAACCCCAUUUUUUUGC
Messenger RNA from Xenopus laevis (African clawed frog), 1148 nucleotides. RefSeq names its product myotrophin L homeolog (gene mtpn.L). The record is from RefSeq and is a predicted model, not a curated record. Gene Ontology annotation, molecular function: ubiquitin-protein transferase activity. The transcript is spliced from 4 exons. Gene Ontology annotation, biological process: protein K6-linked ubiquitination; positive regulation of cardiac muscle hypertrophy. Bases 137 to 493 code for a protein of 118 amino acids. Gene Ontology annotation, cellular component: BRCA1-A complex; perinuclear region of cytoplasm; nucleus. Lineage: Eukaryota; Metazoa; Chordata; Amphibia; Anura; Pipidae.